This is a messenger RNA of Indicator indicator, 2565 nucleotides long. RefSeq names its product neuroligin 1 (gene NLGN1). The transcript has 7 exons. Gene Ontology annotation, biological process: neuron cell-cell adhesion; modulation of chemical synaptic transmission; synaptic vesicle endocytosis. Gene Ontology annotation, cellular component: synapse; postsynaptic specialization membrane; cell surface. Gene Ontology annotation, molecular function: signaling receptor activity; neurexin family protein binding. Bases 1 to 2565 code for a protein of 854 amino acids. Lineage: Eukaryota; Metazoa; Chordata; Aves; Piciformes; Indicatoridae. The record is from RefSeq and is a predicted model, not a curated record.
AUGGCCUUUCCAAGAUCCAUGUGGCUGAACUGUGUAUGGAGAGCGAUGAUACUCCGCCUGUUACACAUGGGAUUCAAUGCCACUUUUGCUUUUUCUAUACUUGGAUUUUUGCUUCACGCUGCAGCUGUGUCCUCCCAAAAAUUGGAUGAUACCAACCCAGUGGUGACCACCAACUUUGGCAAGAUAAGAGGGAUUAAGAAGGAACUUAAUAAUGAAAUUUUGGGGCCCGUUAUUCAGUUUCUUGGGGUUCCAUAUGCUGCCCCUCCGACUGGGGAGCGCCGCUUUCAACCUCCUGAGCCUCCAUCUCCCUGGGCAGAUAUCAAAAAUACCACUCAGUUUGCUCCAGUGUGCCCCCAGAACAUUAUAGAAGGCAGGUUGCCUGAAGUCAUGCUUCCCGUGUGGUUUACUAAUAACUUGGAUGUAGUUUCCACCUAUGUACAAGAUCAGAACGAAGACUGCCUCUAUUUAAAUAUCUAUGUCCCAACGGAGGAUGUCAAAAGAAUAUCCAAGGAAUGUGCCAGAAAACCCGGCAAGAAAAUUUGUAGAAAAGGAGGUCCCCUUACAAAGAAACAGACAGAUGAUUUAGGUGAUAAUGACGGUGCUGAAGAUGAAGACAUUCGGGACAGUGGGGGACCUAAGCCUGUGAUGGUGUAUAUUCACGGAGGGUCCUACAUGGAAGGCACUGGAAAUUUAUAUGAUGGCAGUGUUCUAGCAAGUUAUGGGAAUGUGAUAGUCAUCACAGUCAACUAUCGCCUUGGGGUACUUGGAUUUUUGAGCACUGGGGACCAAGCAGCAAAAGGAAACUAUGGCCUCCUUGAUCUAAUUCAAGCUUUGAGAUGGACUAGUGAAAACAUUGGGUUCUUUGGCGGUGACCCACUGAGAAUUACUGUUUUUGGAUCUGGUGCAGGCGGUUCAUGCGUCAAUCUGUUGACUUUAUCCCAUUAUUCUGAAGGACUUUUUCAAAGAGCAAUAGCUCAAAGCGGAACAGCUCUCUCCAGCUGGGCAGUUAGUUUUCAGCCUGCAAAAUAUGCCAGGAUGUUGGCUACAAAAGUUGGUUGCAACAUGUCAGACACUGUAGAAUUGGUCGAAUGUCUGCAGAAGAAGCCUUACAGAGAACUUGUCGACCAGGACAUUCAACCAGCAAGAUACCACAUAGCCUUUGGACCAGUCAUUGAUGGCGACGUGAUACCAGACGAUCCGCAGAUAUUGAUGGAACAAGGAGAAUUCCUCAAUUACGACAUCAUGUUGGGAGUUAACCAAGGGGAAGGCUUAAAAUUUGUGGAAAAUAUUGUGGAUAGUGAAGAUGGCAUAUCAGCAAGUGAUUUUGACUUUGCAGUUUCCAAUUUUGUCGAUAACUUAUACGGAUACCCUGAAGGCAAAGACAUUUUGAGGGAAACUAUUAAAUUUAUGUACACGGACUGGGCAGAUCGACACAAUCCUGAGACCAGAAGGAAAACACUGCUGGCUCUCUUUACUGAUCACCAGUGGGUUGCCCCAGCAGUGGCUACAGCAGAUCUUCACUCGAAUUUUGGAUCGCCAACGUAUUUCUAUGCCUUCUACCAUCAUUGCCAGACAGAUCAGGUACCUGCAUGGGCGGAUGCAGCCCAUGGAGAUGAGGUUCCUUACGUCCUAGGAAUCCCCAUGAUUGGUCCUACUGAAUUAUUUCCUUGCAAUUUCUCCAAAAAUGAUGUCAUGCUAAGUGCAGUGGUGAUGACAUACUGGACAAACUUUGCAAAAACUGGUGACCCCAAUCAACCAGUGCCGCAAGACACAAAAUUCAUCCACACAAAACCGAAUCGUUUUGAAGAAGUCGCAUGGACCAGAUAUUCUCAGAAAGACCAACUCUAUCUUCACAUUGGAUUAAAACCACGAGUUAAAGAACAUUAUAGGGCCAAUAAAGUGAACCUUUGGUUGGAACUGGUACCUCAUCUGCACAAUCUUAACGACAUUUCACAGUAUACCUCUACCACAACUAAAGUGCCAUCAACUGAUAAUACUUUCAGACCAACAAGGAAAAAUUCUGUUUCUGUUACUUCAGCCUUUCCCACAGCCAAACAAGAUGAUCCCAAACAACAGCCAAGCCCAUUUUCAGUGGAUCAAAGGGACUAUUCUACAGAAUUGAGUGUUACUAUUGCAGUCGGUGCAUCUUUGCUGUUCCUGAACAUUUUGGCCUUUGCAGCACUGUACUACAAAAAAGACAAGCGGAGACACGAUGUCCAUAGGAGAUGUAGCCCACAACGUACUAAUACCAAUGAUCUCACCCAUGCACAAGAAGAGGAGAUAAUGUCCCUCCAAAUGAAGCACACUGACUUGGAUCAUGAAUGUGAGUCCAUCCAUCCACAUGAGGUGGUUCUUAGGACCGCCUGUCCCCCAGACUACACGCUAGCUAUGAGAAGGUCUCCUGAUGAUAUUCCCUUAAUGACACCCAACACCAUCACAAUGAUCCCCAACACUAUACCAGGGAUUCAACCCCUACACACAUUCAAUACAUUUACUGGAGGACAGAACAAUACUCUGCCCCAUCCUCAUCCCCACCCCCAUUCACACUCAACAACCAGGGUAUAG